Acanthoscelides obtectus is the source of this 9783-nucleotide messenger RNA. Lineage: Eukaryota; Metazoa; Arthropoda; Insecta; Coleoptera; Chrysomelidae. The record is from the annotation of a GenBank genome assembly.
GUUCUGGCGACUCUCAGCGGUCGCUAGCCAAAUGGAAUCAAGUCACUGUUUAAUACCACUAAAAGAUGGAGAUAAACAAUAAUUCAAUAAAGACUAGUCACUUCAUUUUUGCAGAAAACUGAAAAUAUACGAGGAACAAGAAUUAACGAUGCAAGUAUUCAAUGAACCAGAACAGACCAUGUUGAAUAGAAGGGACAGCGACGAUUACAUUCCCGGCGACAAUACUUAUGCAACAAUACAGCAUCCCCACAGGCGAGGUUCCUCGCAUAUGGCAACAAUUUCAUUAGCAGGAGACCUGGCAGAUUAUGCCACUUUGUCAGGCGUGCCUCAUCACCAGAGUAGGAGCAACAGCAGCUCUCUAAGAGGAGCGCCAAAUUACUACGAGGCAGCCAUGGGCUUCCAAGGAUCCACCUUCCAAGUGCCGGACCGUCGAUUGAGCGGUUCUAACGAGUACGACCCAUACAGCGGUGGCGGUAGCACCGGAACUGCCGGUGCUAGAUUCAAGGGUUCAGAACUCACUAUUAAUCCCGAGGGACAUCCCGAAUAUAUCGCUGAACUUAUUUAGAGAUAAACAAUAAUUUAUUUACAUUAUAGAGAAGAGAGAAUAGUAAAUAAUUGAGAAGUAUAAAAGGUGCCCCAGAAUAACAUGCCAAUCUUUCGUAUGCAUAUGGAAUACAAAAAUAUGCCACAAGUGAUUUAAGAAAAUGUGCUACGCGGCUCGCUUAUAGAGUUAUAAUCCCAUCAAGGACGUUCCUAGAAAUAGAAUGACAGUCUAGAAUCCAACCUAAUUUUACAACUUGAAGGCCGCCUGUCACAAUACAAACUGUUGUUCAUACUUUGGUAUCAAAUUUCGUGAAAAAAUUCGUUCCCAAUUUGUUUACAAACUACAAUCCUGUCUCUGACACGUAAUGAAAUUUUUGUACUAACUUUCGUAUGAAAUCAUGCGCAGUUGAUAGAAAAAAGUUAUAACUGUCAACUUCUAACUGCCAUUUAUCACGUCAAAGUCAAUCUAACCACAAUUUACUUUGCGGCUUGCUAUAGCCUUUUUCGCGAGUAUCCAUUACGGUAGAAUGACAGCUGAUUAUCUAGUAAUAUUUCAAAAUUCCCCAUAUCGGCAAAGGACACAUAAUUCUGACGGAUCCGUCAAUGCCAGGUAGACAGAACCAUAUUUUGUUUUGUUUUUUGUACGCUGCAGAUUCAUUUUACACUUGCUAAAAGCUCUUUUAUUUAUAAAAAUCCAUUUGCAUACAAAAACAAAACGCUACAAACAAUUUUUACUAGUUUUAUACCCGAUUAUUGCAAACGUUGCAGACUAACAUGAAAAUAUCACUUGCUGAUCAGCUGUUCACCUCAGUAAUGUAAAAGAGUGAUGGAUACUCAUGAAAUAGGGUAUUCUUUAUUCCUUUAUUGCUUUAAACGAAUAGAAAAUUGUGAAAAAUGACUAAUCUGCGACUGUGGCAGCAGCGAUUUGCGUUGUAACUGCCCACCUCAUGAGAAAACGAAGUAAACGAAACCGUAAAAGAAUUUGAUGCCGAAAAUGGAUCAGGGAGAGGGACCAGAGCAUGGGUGUGCUCCAUAUGCUGAAUAAAGAACUUCUAGUGGAGGAUCCAUUGGCUUAUAAGUCUAGUUGGUUUUGAAAUAAUUCUGAUUUAAGUAGUAGAUCAUGACAUCUUUUAAGUUUUCAAUCUGUAAGAGCUGCUUUCAAAUGGUUUUUUGUUUGAGAGUGAUAUGCUCCCGAACAGUUCUAGACACAAUGCAUGGAAAUACCAUAUGCAGUGGAACGGUGUUGGUGCUGAGCUCUACUGAGUUACUCCGAGUUGCUCUGAGUAACUCAACUGGGUCACUGGAAAGCAGCUAAAUAGAACAGCAUAAGCAAGCGGAUUUCGCAAAACUGGUCAACACACCUGAUAACAUCAACUAAUAAAAGUGUUAGGCGUGUUUUGUCAACCAAUAAUCAUCUAAUCUAAUCAUCACAAAACAUCAAGGAUUUAACACAAAACAUGUAAUUCCGAAGCGCUUCUAUCAGACACUGUAUCUACUGCUCCAAAUGUGUAGUAGUCUUCUGCGCACUUUUAGUAUGAUAUUAUUUAGAACAGGUUCUCAAAACUUUAGCACUACAUUUAUUCAUACAAAAUUAUGAACUAAAUACUGUCUGACACUAUCCUUAAUUUUGUACGAAAUUUAGCGCACUAAAUUUAGCACAAAAUUUCGUAUCGUGACAGACGGCCUUUAUAAAUGGUUGCUACAUCAUCGGACAGUGUCUUGGAACACAACUCAUUUGGGCCUUCAGGGACAGAAUAAUCCCAAGGUAAUAUUGCUCAAUGAUAACAUCUAGACUGCAAAAUCUGUAAAAAUGUGUUUGACAUCGAUAAAAUGGAUGGUUUUUAAGAAAGAACCCUCUUGUUUCAGUUUAUUUCUAUUAUUUAUGGCACCGGAUCCAGUAUACUGAUUACGUCAUAUAUAAUAAGCCACCAAAAAAAAAACAACAAAAUAUAACCUUUCAGACUACUUGUUUGGGAAGUAGCUGCAGUGUAAAUCGAUAGGACCAGAGCAGAAACAAGACUAUUUGUCUCAAAAAUGACUCAUUUAAUCAUAAUCAAACAAGACAUUUUUUAGCCAUUAGGCUUUCCAAAAGGAUAUACAGGGUGUAAAAAAUGUCAGUGACGCUUUAAGUUUAGUCCGUUCCUGUUAUUCUAAAUGAUAUAGUUGCUUUCCACGGAUACCAUCAAGUUAGGCUGGUUAUUUAGCUGUCAAAAUUUCAUUGAGUUGUAUAGUGCCAUUCAAAAGUCAUUUGAGAAAAACCGACUUCCAAUAGCAUCCUCAGGGGCCUGUAUCUAUAUAGGACUACCCCGUAGGACAUUAUUUAUAGAAAUUUGAAUUAUCUUCUUGUACACGAGAAAUUGACAUAUUAUUUGGGACACCCUGUGUAGUAUCAUAUAAUCAGACGGCAAGGUCGAAUGUUUUGCGAAUUAGGUCAUUCCAAUGAUUCCAUUUAUAGAAGGUGCUCCGUUAUAAAUUUUCCAUCAAAGCAAUAAAUAAUAUUUUUAUUGAACCAAAUAAACUUCAUUGAAAUGCCGCUCGUUAACGAAGUACAGCUUUUUCUAUGGCUCAAGCUGUGUUCGACAUAUAAACAUGAAAUUGGGAUAAUCUGGCAUUCUCAUGAAAUAUCGAGAUUAUAGGCUAAAUAUAGUACGUUCUAGAUACUGUAUAAUAAAGUAUAAUCAUGUCAUUGCCACAAAAAUAUCUUGAGCUAUAGAGAAAUAAUGACUUCGAGAAAUAAAAGUCGACACCUAUCUCAUAACGAGUGACAUUUUACUAAAAGUCAUUUACUUGGUUCAAUAUAAUUUAUUAUUAUUGCAAGCUUUAUCCGUUAAUGCUUUUUGCACAUAUUAGUGCGGACCACUAUCUAUGGCAGUACAAGUUAAGCAGUCAUAGCACUGACGACGGUAACUCUCACAAAUUACCCAGCAAAGCUUGGGUAGCGCCUAAAGAAGCGUCCGGCACAACUUAACUAACUUCAGUAUUCGGAAAUCUCUAGUCUUGUUGGGGCACCAAUAUCGCAUAUUUUAUUUAUUAACAUAUCCAUCGAUAUGUAAAUGUACUUCGUCACUGGAUAACAUGUUUCCAAGCAUGUGUGCUGUCCGGCAUUGUUCUUGCGAAGUUUUCUCACAAAGGAUAGUCACUUUCGUUGAGACCCCGAACAAUUUGCAAUUUCUAUGGGUGGAGCUAUAAUUUCUUUUUCAAAUAACAUGCAAUGUUCAAUUUUAUUGCUAUUGAGCCCUCAAUAUUCCUUAUUGAUUUACUUGGAUUUCCAAUAAUUUUAUCUCGAACUUGAGACAUAUGUUCUGUUGCUGACGUUGAUGGUCCGGGGGAGUUCUGUUGACCACUGACCCUUCUUGCCUGCACAUUUUUACCCAUGGCCAGAUAAGUUACGUGGUCGGUCCAUCAAUUCAAUGAUUCACCUCACUUGAGAUAUUUCUCGACCUCAAUGCGAAUGCGGUCUUCCUCACCUAUGGCUCAUGGCGACUAACAAUUCCGCGAAUCCUGCGCUUCGAAUGAUACCUCUCCCACCUAAAUGAUACUUUGACUGGAUAUUGCAGUGUUUUGAACGAUAUUGGCAAGUCGAUUUCGAUAUCAUGAGUAUUUGCGGGAUAUAAGCACGGUGUCCCACUGCUAACCCCGUGAAGAUGGUCGCCACGAUUAUAUUGUCCCGCAUCCUUUUUAUCAGUAGCUUUGUGCCAUUUCACAGGUUGGGAGGGAUCAAGUUUCUUAACAGCUCUCUGUUAUAAGUAAGGUGAUCGAGAGGUGCAUAAAUCGCGAGCUUCUGGACUACCUCGAACGUCAAUUCUUGAUUAGCGACAGACAGUAUGGUUUCCGGCACCAGCGAUCCAUAGGGAACCUCCUAGCUUACGUCACGCUAUUGUGUAGUAAACUCAUCCAGUCUUAUGUUGAGGCUCAUGACGUUUCUCUUGAUAUCACCAAAGCGUUCGAUCAGCUGUGGCACACUGCCCUCUUGUGCCUCCCAGAAAAGCAUUGCAGAUGGGUGGCGACUUUCUCUCUGGCCGCAAGAUAUCCGUCGUAAUUGACUGGUUCUUUUCUUCCUCCCAGAACGUCAAUGCGGGUGUUCCCCAGGGAUCGGUGUUAUACAUAACGACCUACUUUCGUGCACGAUCCACCCAAUCCACAGCUUCGCUGUUGACAGUGCUCUACAUGCAGUAAUUCAGAGUGACAAGCCGAUCUCUGCCGCUGAGCAGGAAAAAAGACGACUAGCAACGACUUCAUCUCUAACAAGAGACCUGGAGGUUAUCACUGCUUGUAGACGCAACAAUCUUUUACAGUUUAAUGUUUCCAAAAAAACAGUACUGUACUUUGACGAACAAAAAGCGUCCUAGCGCUCAACUGGUUUCGAUGGAUAACCGAGUUCUACCAAAGAGCCGUUCAUUUCGGCUGGUCGAAGUUCAGAUCACCGAGGACUUGAUCUGGCACGAACACAUCUCGUCACUAGCGACAGCUGCUGGAAAAAAGUUAGGCUAUUGGCUUAGGGCUAAGAAGUACUUUUCUCCGCAUUCUAUACAAGGCUGAGAUAAGGCCAACCUCGAGUAUUGCUCACACAUUUGAGGUGCUGCCGCCCCAGCUACAUUAUGUAUGCUCGAUGUUGCCCAGAGGAGCGAUGUCCGAUGACUCUGCUCUAACAGACGGUCUCGGAACACUUUCGCACCGGCGGCAGCGGGCCGUCAGCGAUCUAUCUCUCUUCUACCGCUACACCAACUGACUUUGCUCCUUCUGAGGAGGCGGCAUCAUGGAAGAGAGCUCUGGCUCUCUUCCAUGAUGCCGCCGCGCGAUGUGUCCAUCAGAUAGACCGGCCUGACUUUGGCUUCCGAUCCUAACCGUGUCGAACUUCGUACGUCCAGAACUGGCCGAUACGACCGUUCCUUUGUCCCAAGGGUGUCGAGAUUGUGAAACAAUCUACAAAAGGGAGCUUCUGCCAGUUCUAUUAACCUUAGGCAGUUCAAAAAUUUGAAUAACAAAAUUUCUUUGGGAUCCUCUUAGCAGCCGCGGGGACCCGGCAUUUAGGCUUCUCCCUUCGCGGCUGCUUCGGUAUAAAAAACAGCAUGAUAGGAAUGUCGAAUUUUAACAUAAGGUUUUGAAGUGAUCAAAAGGGCUCAAAGAAUUUUAAAAGUCCUGAAGAUGGUGCACUAUAUCUUCAAUAUUACACACCGUAUCAACCGACUUAUACUGUUUGACCAGGAAUUUUCUGUAAAAUCAGUUUAUUUAUUUCGUUUCUCGAUGGAACUAUUACUUAAUUGAAAUGAGAAAGCAAUCGAGAACAAUGCAGCAAAUAGCGAAAUAUUUACAGAUUCUGCCGUUUCGAUGCUAUAUUAAUUUAUAGGUGAGUGACCGUGAUUGCCCUUAGUAAAUAUUGUUAUUUGACGUCAACAUACGUAGCAUAUUAUUAAUCACAAGUAAAUUUAGCCUGUGACACGUGCGAAUAAUGUAACUUCCCUCUGGUGAAAGAAUUUUCAAACAUUACUUCCUACAAACGACCUUACCAGCUUUACGUCUGUAUAAUAUUUGACUGCUAGUCUGAUCAAGUCACGAAAUGCUAAACUGCUCUGCACCCAAACAAGAAGUCAAAUGAGUUGUGCAAUAACAAAAACCAACCAUCACACUCCUUCAAAGUAUUGAAUAUAAUACACCAAAUAUCUCAAUCGAUUGACUAGUCCCAAAACGACAAUAUAAACAUAGAUAACUUUAAACAUGCAGUGCAGUUAUGUUGCAGUAUAUUUUGUGGUUUUAGUUUAUCCCCUUUUUUAAGCCUGCACUGUUCAUGUUUCGUUACGUGCAACAGAGCUUGUAUUAAGCAUGCGCUAUGAGUAUGGAGCUUUGCAAACUAUCAGAAGGCUAAAUCUUACAGCUCCAUCACUAUUCUUAGCAAAAGUAUGAUAGCUCUAUGACACAAUUCUGUAAUCACAGUAAUAUAUAUGUCUUAUUCAAACAAAUAAUUGAGCAAAAAACACACUAUGCAUAAAGUACAACAUUAAACAAAAUUUAAUUUCAAAUGACGGCUGCGAAGCGAAGAGGAUAAGAAAUAAUUUGAUUUUCAGUUUUAAUUGUACUAUGAUAUAACUGCAUUUUAUCUGUGUAGUUGCUGGAACAAACAUUUACUACAAAGUAUCAGGUAUACUCGUAUUUAUUCAUAGGUGAUCAAAGACGUAUUACCCUAGAAAGGCCAUAGAUUUGAUUUUAACUCGUGUGUAACCUGAAAUUUUAACAUAGUUUUAGGUAUGGGUAGGUAGUAUGGUAUAAAUAUAAACUGUAAUUCUGUUUCUAUCUUUUUCGGAAGUUGCAGAGGAACUCUGGUAUUUUCUUUGUUUACUCGUACAUAUAACCCUUGCCAAAUUGAACAUACAAUGACAAUAUUUGCCAAACUGUCGCAAAAUAGUUUUUAGAUUUUAUCGAACUGUUACGGUUGGCAUUGAACUUGGCUCUGGAUAAUGUAUCCGUAAAUACUUGCUGGGACAAACAAAAUUAUACAGCCAGAUGACGUAAAUAGUGUUCCGGUGUGCAAGGAGUUGAAUAAUCAAACCCAGCUAUAGUGUGCCUUUGAUAAGUAAUGACUGACCUCUUUGACCCCCCAACCACUGUGUUCGGUGCUCAGAUUUGUGUUAGGGAAUCUAAGCUAAUAAUAAAGUUUGUCGUCAGUCGCAAUGAAGUAGUACAUUACAUAUACCUUGGUGCAGACGUAUGCCACUAUUGGCAUAUCGCUUUUAUAUCCUAAGAUGCUUAGUGCCGAGGGAUAUAAUGUUCAAGAACAAUAAUUUCGUUUUCUACCGAGGUAUGAACCUAAUUUUUGUCACUACUAUAAUAUAUUAUCACAUUUAAUUUGAUUGGAAUGUGAAAUAUAGCAGAUCUGCGAAUUUCCUAAAUGUCCAGCAACACUGUACGGAAUAAAUCAAUCCGACUUUCAACCUGUCAAAAUAAUGGAAUAAGUAAAUUCUAUCAGCAACUGUAAUUGCAGUUACAAAAAUGGAAUCUGUAUCUGUUUAUUGUAAACAAUAAUUAUCAGUAACAGUAGUGACAAUUAUAUCCCUAACAAGCCAAAAAAGAUCUAAAUAAAUGCAUACGUUCAUUAUUUACCUAGGGUUCUUUCAUGAUUAUUAUUUACCUCGGGGGAGAAAUGUACCACUCUUUAUAGCAAUACGGUAAAUGAUGGCGGUUUCUCAGGGUAGUAGUGAUUAAAAGUCGUUUGCCAACUCGUGACACUUGCAAAUACACCGAAGAUGGACCGCUCUUUAAGCAGAGAAAACCAAUCAAAUUUUGUUUUUGGUCGAGCAAAAAGUGACGCCCUAUCAAGAAGUCAUGUGUUACGGUGGUCAAAAAUAUACAUGACACUGUUCCGGACCUGAAAACAUAUAUCCCACGGCAUCAGACAGUACUAUAAACCUAAAAAUAGGUACUGGGGUCGUCGUGAUAUCUGUAUUUAAACAUUAAAAAAUUGUUCACGAAAUUUGUCUCUCGAUUCAGAAAGAGAUAAAUAAGUGAAUUGGCACGUCGGUAAAAAGGUGGUGUGGUGCUUUGUUGAGCAAAUAUAUGUUUGAAACAGAUGAAUGUCAUCAAAAACGUGUUACCCAGAGAUGGCAUACCGAUGGGUAAGGGGGGAACCUGGGGGUUGGGUAUAGUCCGUUUAAGGUAAAGUUGGCUUAUUAUUGUUGGUAAACAUUGAAAAAAUAAUUCUCUGAUUUCUUUACCUAAAAAUAAUUUAGGACAAAAAUCACCCUCCAUUCGAUCUCGAGCUGGAAAACAACUUUUAUACAAAGCUCCACCCUCGCUACGACAGACCUUUAAUGCGACUGCUGCCUAGUUCUAUUGUUAGCUUAGAUCUCAUAACAUAAUUCUAAAAAGCAACGGCUGGGUUGCAAGCGACUGAAGCGCCACACAACGACCAGGCUAGUUACUCAUUAAACGUACCCUGUACUAUCUGAACUUCCCAAUAUGGAUUGAUGUUUAUAGAAUGGUUAAUGUAAAUGACAAACUGACAAACCAACUGAGCGUUACAAAUAUCAGUUAUGUUCUGUUUUGAAACAAAUUAAAAUACCCAAAACUUUAUUUGCCUUAGCACCCAUUUAUGUACGCUACUCGAAUCGAUAGAUAGUUUCCCUCUUUGAUUCUAUUGUCGAACAUUGUUGGGUGACAAUGUUCCACGAAUCAAGUCGUGUGCAUUAAUGAGUGCUUAGAAGUCUCAGAUAGUUCGAACUUUCGUAGCAUUUUUUAAGUUUAUGCGAGUUGUGCUAGGAAAUAAAAUUUAACAAACCUUUUAUACUGACUUUUUUCAGCUUGCCAGUUAAAUAGCACUCUGGUCAUUCUAGUUAGCCAAUAUGAAAAUACAGAGAAGUGUAAAGGAACAUAGUGUCUUUUGAACAAAAUUUGGUUUAUAACAUCAUGCGGAUGCAUUACCUGUUGCCGUGUAGAUUUUAUUGUGAUCUUUACUUCUAAUUUAAAAUGUCUUUUACAAUUUACGAUACUGUUUUAGCUUUAUAUAGGCAUUCUUGUAUUUAGACCUGAGUUAUACCCGUUUAUUGUUAUGUAUUUUUAGAAGAUAUCCAUUAAUUUUGGGAUAUUUGACAUUUACUUCAUUAAUAUGUAAAUAUACACAAGACAAUAGAUAUCAGUAUUAUUACUUAUAACUUUUGUCAAAUGAAUGUGUAAUUUCAUGUAGGAAUAUAUUAAAUAAUGUUCAAGUGUUAUGUGCCUACUGCAAAAAGAAGCUAAGAUAGAGCUGAGCCCUAUCAAGUGGGCAUAUAGAUUGUGUUAUCUUCAUAAUAUAUAUUUUUUUUGGCCUGGUUGCAAUUACUUGAAUCGAUAAAAGGUUUUUUUGCAGUAUUAUAACUUUAAUGCAAAAUUUAAGUACAUCAUUAGUAAAAUAAUUUGAUAUAUUAAAAUUUUUAUAAAAAUGUUUUUUCUACAUAUACUUUCGGAACUUGAGUUUUAAUCAGUUUGCAAGUAAUGAGAGUACCUACUCAUUGUUUUCAUUUAAAAAUAUCUUGCCAAAUUGUGUACGAGUUUCUUCAUCAAUUUCACACCCCAAAUGAGCUUUAAGUUUAGGUAUGAUAAUUUAUUUUUAUACUUCAUUAUAUAAUUGAAUGCCCCUGAGAUAAUGUCAUACAUGUUUAAACAAUUGCCAUAUCAUAAGUAAAUGUAUUUAGUGAUUUAAGUUUUAUGUUUCAAAUAGGAAUCAAAUUGUAUACAUUUUGUAUAUAAAAACAAAAUAAAUAUCUUUACCUA